Aspergillus steynii IBT 23096 is the source of this 1166-nucleotide messenger RNA. RefSeq names its product transaldolase family protein. The transcript is spliced from 7 exons. Lineage: Eukaryota; Fungi; Ascomycota; Eurotiomycetes; Eurotiales; Aspergillaceae. Gene Ontology annotation, molecular function: transaldolase activity. Gene Ontology annotation, biological process: carbohydrate metabolic process; pentose-phosphate shunt, non-oxidative branch. The record is from RefSeq and is a predicted model, not a curated record. Bases 104 to 1084 code for a protein of 326 amino acids. Gene Ontology annotation, cellular component: intracellular anatomical structure.
UCUCUCUCGAUUUACCUUACCUCAAUCAUCAAAAUUACUGUAUUUCCUAGACACUUUCAUCGUCGUGCAUCUCUUGCCCGUUUUUCGUAAUUGAAUCAUCAACAUGGCUACUCAAACUGGACUGGACGUUCUCCGCAAAAGGACCAUCGUGGACUGUGACACUAUGGAUGAACAGGUUGCUAAGAAGAUGGGUCCGUUCCAGGACUGCACUUCCAACCAGGCGAUCGCAUAUGGCGAACUUAGCAAGCCAGAACAUGCCGGUUUGAUUUCCGCCUCGGUCGCAGACGCGAAAGCUCUGCUUUCUAGAUUUCCAGGCCUGAGCGUCGAGGAGUUGGCUGUUGAAAUUGCGAUGGUUCAAUUGGCCUUGAAAAUUGCUCCCCAUAUCCGUGGACACGUUCAUAUCCAGACGAAUCCCUACUACUCGUACUCAACCGAGAAGACCAUUGUUAACGCUUUGAGGAUCGUGCAACUCUUUCAACACUUCCAACCCGGUUUCGAGCAAUCUCGAAUCUGCAUCAAAAUCCCCAGCACAUGGGAAGGAAUGCUCGCCUGUCGAACUCUCGAAAAGGCCGGCGUACGGACUCUAGCCACCACGCUUUUCACAAUGGCACAGGCCGUGUUGGCCGCCGAGGUGGGAUGUACCUAUGUUGCACCAUACGUCAACCAAUUGAAAGUUCACUUUGAGCCAGGAUUCACCGACCCAAACAAACUGCUUCCGCUCUGUGUCCUGAUUCAGAAAUACUACGAGUCCAUCCAGGCUAAGACCCAGGUUCUACCUGCCAGUUUGACCUCGACGAAUGAUAUUUUCGCCCUUGCCGGUGUGCAGCACCUUACCAUUGCGCCGGGACUCCUGGAGGAGCUCUCGCAGCCGGGUUCUGUCCCUGUGAUGCGGUCUUUGUUCGACACCGACGUUCCAGCUAUUACCCCCGCCUCUACGCUGAUAUAUCUCAAUGAUGAGCCUGCUUAUCGACUUGCAUUCACCCGAGACUUGCAUGGAGCGAGCGAGGAGAAGCUGACGCAGGCUGUCAAUAUUUUCUGCGAUAUGCAGGAUAAGCUGGUGCAGGUUAUGAAGGCUAAUUUGUAGUAGCUAGGUAUAGUCGCUAAUUUGCUAUGAUAUCGUGGAGAAUUGAAGGUGGUUAUUUGAGAUGAUAUGUAUUCGCUUGAAC